Molecule: messenger RNA, 1005 nt
Organism: Capronia coronata CBS 617.96
Lineage: Eukaryota; Fungi; Ascomycota; Eurotiomycetes; Chaetothyriales; Herpotrichiellaceae
Exons: 2
Coding region: 1-1005 (334 amino acids)
Molecular function (GO): dioxygenase activity
Source: RefSeq, a predicted model, not a curated record
AUGGCGAUUCAACCCGUCCAGCCAGAACAACUUGCCAUUCCCAUCAUUGACCUUGAGCCAGUGCGGAAAGGCACGCCCGAAGAGGCGCGGGAGACUGGAAAGAAAGUCUACGAGGCUUUCCGAGAUGUAGGCUUCGCAUACAUCAAGAACCAUGGCUUGCCUCAAGAACUACAAGACCAAGCAUUUGAAUGGAGUUCGAAAUUCUUCUCCCUCCCGCAAUCCGACAAAGACAAAGCCCCGCACCCACCAUAUGGCUGGUGGCACCGCGGCUACUCGGGCGUGGGCCGCGAAAAGGUGGUGCAGAUGGUCUUCGACCCAGCGUCGAUCGAGAAACUGCGGCAGUGCCCGGACUUCAAAGAAUCGUUCGAGCUGGGCCGCGAAGACGACGAGCGCACGCCCAACAUCUGGUUCCCGGAAGAAGUGCUCCCGGGGUUCCGCGAGUUCAUGACCUCGUACUUCAACACGUGCUACGGCGUCGAGCUGGACCUGCUGCGCGCCAUCGCGCUCGGCAUGGGUCUGCCCGAGCACUUCUUCCAGGAAUACCACACCAAAAAGGACAACCAGCUGCGUCUGCUGCAUUACCCGCCCGUCGAGGCCGAACUGCUGCGCGACGGCUGCAUGGAGCGCAUCGCCGCCCACUCCGACUUCGGCACCAUGACGCUCCUGCUCCAGGACGAGGUGGGAGGCCUGGAGGUCGAGGAUAUCCAUGAAAAGGGGAAGUUCAACCCGGCGCCCUAUAUCCCCGGCACGCUGGUCGUCAAUAUCGGCGAUUUCUUGCAGAGGUGGAGCAACGAUACUUUGAAGUCCACGCUGCAUCGCGUGCGCGCCCCGCCCUUGGUCAAGGGCAUCACCAAGGCCAGAUAUUCCAUUCCUUAUUUCGUCACUGCCGAUCGCGACAAGACUAUUGAUUGCAUCCCGGGCUGUUAUAGCGAGGACAAACCCAAGAAGUAUGAGCCCAUCAAUGCGAGGGCGUAUAUCGAGAUGAGGUUGAAUGCCACUUAUUAG